Molecule: messenger RNA, 5264 nt
Organism: [Torrubiella] hemipterigena
Lineage: Eukaryota; Fungi; Ascomycota; Sordariomycetes; Hypocreales; Clavicipitaceae
Source: the annotation of a GenBank genome assembly
CACAGGACCAGCGGAGCGCCACCAUUUCCACAUCACCGUUCAACUAGCGGGCAUAUCAACAGGGAGACAAUCUUGGCUCGUUUGAUACUGUGAUUUUGGCAUAAUUGAAUUGCUGACGUCUGUUUUCAUUCGACUUUUGGCUUCUUAACCCGACCAACUACACAUACUGAGCUGCCGCAAUGGCGCGAACGAAGCAAGUCCCGGUUCGCCGCGAAUCGUCGUCCGAAUAUUUCAACAAGGAGACCGCUACAUGGGAGAAGGCGAGCGGCAAGCAAGGAGCCAAUGGCGCCAGUGACAAGCAAAAGGGCUCUGCGGCGCAGGCCCCGGAAGCCGGUGUUCUGCAGCUCGUCAUUGCCGUAGCUGGUAUCUACGCCUCCUUCCUGACAUGGGCAUAUCUUCAAGAGAAGCUCACAACAACACGACACGGCCCCCCCGCUGCCCCCGAAGUAUGGCACUUCCCCGUCUUCCUCAACACGGUCCAGUCCUUCUUUGCUGCCGCCGUCGGCUGCGUCUACCUGUUCGCCACGACUCCCAAGGGAAGCUCUCUCCCGCCGAUCAUCCCCUCGAGCCGUAUUCUCGCCCCUCUGGCCCUUGUUGCCAUCACCAGCAGUCUCGCCAGCCCCUUUGGAUACGCUAGUCUGGCGCACAUUGACUACAUUACUUUUCUGCUCGCCAAGAGCUGCAAGCUGCUGCCCGUCAUGUUCCUGCACAUCACCGUCUUCCGCAAGAGCUACCCUCUGUACAAGUACCUCGUUGUUGCGGCCGUUACUCUUGGCGUUGCCAUCUUCACGCUGCACUCUGGCCGCAAGAGCAAGAAGUCGACGCGCUCCGACGACGCCAACAUGGCGUGGGGCAUGCUCCUGCUCUCCAUCAACCUGCUCUUUGACGGCCUUACCAACAGUACCCAGGACUACAUCUUCCAGACCUUCCGCCCGUACACUGGCCCGCAGAUGAUGUGCGCUAACAACAUGAUGAGCACCCUUGUCACUGGCUCCUACCUCUUGCUCAGCCCCUUCAUUGUUUCCACCGGAAUUGGCGAGUGGAUUGGCAUGGACGUUGCGGGAAGCGCUGGCGAGUUGACGGCUGCUCUGGACUUCAUGCGCCGCUACCCUGCUGUGUGGAAGGAUGUUCUUGGCUUCGCCGCUUGUGGUGCUGUCGGCCAGGUCUUCAUCUUCUACACUCUGUCGACCUUUUCUUCUGUCCUGCUCGUCACUGUAACAGUCACUCGAAAGAUGUUCACCAUGAUCCUCUCCGUCGUCGCCUUUGGCCACCGUCUUACCCAGAUGCAGUGGCUUGGCGUUGGUCUCGUCUUUGGUGGUAUUGGCGUCGAGGCUGCCAUUGCCCGCCGGGAGAAGAUUGCUAAGGAGGCUGCCAAGGCUGGAAAGAAGGAAAAUUAGAACGGGCACAUCUAAAGAGACUAUCCCUUUUGAAGCUUCUCGUAUAUACUCAAAAUUGUAGAAUCGGCGCAACCCUUCUCGCGGAUUCACUGAUAGACAGUACAUAGGCACGGAAAUCAUGGUUUUAUUUGGAGAACAGAGAAAUAUUUUGAACAUAGCGGUACACAUUAUAUUUUUCGUGUUAUGGAUGUAACUACAAGACCCAGGGCUCUACUCCUAUUGACAAGUCUCCUUCAACAAAGGCCCUGGAUACUCCUGGUAAUAAUGCCGAAACUGCUCGUCGCCCAUGCGUCUUCGACCCUAUGAACGCUUGCAAAAAGCACCUGCACCUGCAUUAUGUCUUCCCGUAAAAACCGACCGACCCAAACAAAGAAAAAAACGCAAAGUAAAACAAAAUGCUGAAACGAUGAAGUAUAUGUAAACCCUGGCGAUGCAGAUGAUUGAAUAGGACGUUUGCGUAAAAAGAUGCGCCAGUGAGUCAUCAAGGAACAGUCCGUAUGCUGGAAUAUGUAGCCAUGGCGGCGUAUCAAACACUGGACCAAUUUUGGCCUGCAGAUGGUCGUGCUGAUAAGGAAUGUAUCGAUCAAAAGGAAAAGAAGAGCCGACAGUCUACGGCAAGUGUAGUGGUGUGUAUUGCAUGGAUGUCGUGAAUAUGUCGUUAGAUGAGAUUAUCGAUGGACCUGGUAAUCUGUGCCUCACCUCGCGUUGGCGGACUGCGAGGAUCUGCAACUGGAGGAGGGCGCAUAACGAGGGAAAAGGGAUCCUUGGGAAAUCCGCCCAGACGUGGAGAAAAGAGACCAACGGUUGGUGUUGGCGGGCUCUCGAUGAAGCGCGCUAGAGACGGCUCGUGCGUUGCCCAUAGAGGCUUCGUUGUCAUGGUUUCCGCGCGCGGGGACAUUAGGUCACUCAUAUCGGGGAAUGUAGGGACAGGCAUCGCGAUAGUCCUUGUUACGACGUGAGAGGUAAAGGGACUCGGCUUCCUCAUAGCUUCCGCCCCAAUGGGGGCAGACGGCUGCUCCUGAAUGCUGCGCAGAGGUAGGCUGCGAAAGCCCAAGCUAGAACGCGGUCUUGGUUCGGAUGCUUGUGCCUUUGACAACAUGUCGGCCAUGGAGCUCGGUUGCGAUUGGCCAAAGCCAGAUUUUGGUCGCGGCAGGGACUCUCCGACAUGGAUUGGAAUAAAGGGGAUUGGCGGUGCAGGGCGUUGCGGUUCUGGCGGGAUGACGUUUGGCGCCGGUGACGCUUCUGCCAGCACCUCAGGAACCUCUUCCUCAGGUGUGCUUAAUUCUCUCCAUGACGAGGUUAGUGGUGCCGAAGCUGGUCCUGGUGCAAUGGGCAUAUCAGGCGUCGAGUUUCCGCGGGGUCGGGUUGGGCUCUCAUCGAGCUGUCGAGCGCCGCUAGAUUCGUUGCAAGUUGGGAGUGGUGCCGUCUUUGGCUCCUUGGGAUCCAUGGGAAUAGCAUCGGCGGACAAUGUGAGGCGGUGCUUGGUUGGGCUACGGCCUGUGCGUGGCCUAUAAGCGGUUGGCGGGGACAGCUUACGAGAGACCUCUUUUUGAAAGUCCUGCAACGAGUACAUGAGCUUCAUGUUGGGGCUAAUCCACUUGCUCUUGGCUUGUGCUGCAUAGUAGGCAUCGUUGACACUCAAUGCCGGAUUUUGGAAUAAACCAUAGGCAAUGAUAAGACUGGCUGAACGACUAGCUCCUUGCUGACAGUGAAUCAAAACUCGCUUGCCUUGCUUGGUACGAGCAUCGAUCUUUUCACAAAGCUCCAUCAGAUCAGGUGAAAUAUCCGUGUUAUGGUCCCAGUCCAUAUGGAUAUACUCGGGCUUUUGAAGCGGGAUGGCUCUGGGUGUUGUUGGUGUCUCGACGGAGCUAUCCGUGGGAGAAGCCUGGUACUCAAGUGCCGUGGCAAAUGUGCAAUCCGUCGCCGCAGUAUCAGGAACAGGGCUGACGUCAGCAGGGAAAUGUGAAGGCGUUUUGCUUGGCUGCUCAAAGGGAUCCUGAACCUCACGAGCGACGUUGAAGACCACGUCGAAUUUGGACGCUUCUGCGGCGGUGGGCUCCAAGUAUAAGAAGACGUUGUCCCCGUAAAUUGCCACAGGGCCAUUAGGAUAGGUAGGAGACUUCUGGUCUUCGUUGUUCACGCGCUCAUCGUAGGGCUCAUACUCCGUAAAGUUGGCAACCUGCGUCUUGAUAGAUGCUGGCUCCUCGUGGAUGGUGUUGUCGAAGCUAUCCUCAGUUCCGGUUUUCAUAGGGCGCAAGAAAUCUGAGAGCCCAGACUCAUUACGCUCAAGCAUCUUGGGCAUGGGAGGAAUGUCGCUGGAGGUAGUGACUACUCUUGCCAGCAUAUGCGGCGAAGAGGUAGAGUGUUUGAGGGCUCUUCUUUGAAGAAUAGGAGGAAGGGCUGGAGAGGCUGGCACCGCCAACUUGGGCCCGCCCAGCAGACCGGUUGUGUUGGUGUUCAGGCUCAGCAAGCUGGGCUUUCGUCUCAUUCCAGGUAUCGUAGGCUUAAUGAAGGCGGGCGUUCCAGGAUCGGUAGUCUGUACUUGGGACCCUGAUGAUGACGGGGGCUGAAUGGACAGGUUCUUCAUAUUACGCGGCCGUCUUGGUGCCGGGGACGUCAUCGGUCGCUGAAAUGUACUGCUCGGCUCUGGAAGAGCCGCAAUAGGGGAUGUUACAAUCGUCGUGCCAUCGAAACUUGAACCGGGAUAACUGUGUAGUGGGAUUAGGUGGAUGGGAGAGUCGGGUGAGGAUGAGGGCGAGCCAUCUGUCAGAGGAGACGAAUCAGUCGUUGAGAUUGUUGUGGGAGACGAAUCGGUAGAUGCGGAUAAUUCAGACGAAUUGCUGUUGUGGUGUUUGUGGUCCGUAUGGAUAUGCCCAUGUGUGGAAGGGUGGGCGAUGGCAGGCGCCUUUGCGCUGAGGUCUGCCAUUUUUGGGUUAACCAAAGUGACUGCGUCACAAUCAACCAUGGGAUCAGUCAAUAGAUCAAAUACGGACAUAAACGUCGGUAUUUGAUCCUCAUAAACUUGUCGCGCAGCUGCGGACGGCAUGGUUUCCGACGUGGUGCUUUUGAUUGUUGGCGCACCACUGGUUGUCGGGCUGGGAAAUUCUGCUUUUAGAGGAGAAAGGUAGGUGCCCAGACUGUGUAGUUCGAGGAGGAUACCGAGGUGACUAUCGUGAUUAACACCCUCUCUAGUUGCGUUUUGUAACCAAGCAAAUCUCGUUUGGUGUUGGCGAGCGGACAGCGCUGCUGGAUCCGUUUGUUGGCUCUGCUAGGCAAAACGUCGACAGGCAAGACUUGAGUGAGGUUCUUGGCUGCUUAUUGCCCCAGUAAGGUUUUGUAGAAAAAGAGAGAAGACUGAAGACGAAAGGAAGGCCGUCGUAUAGGUUCCGCGUUUGUAACUAGGCCGUCAGGUCGUGAGACGAGCGCAAAACGAGGACGAUGGCGGUUCAAAGAGGCGGGCAAAGGACCGAGUUUGGUAGGUAUCUCGUCGGUCGAAUAGAAGGUUCGAAGGAGAAUUAAGUUUAAAAUAGGCGGCUGUCGGUCUAUCGCGAGGAUCGUGAGGGAGUAAAGAGACCAAACUGUUCCACCUUGUUCAGCGUCCACACAUGAUCACACGCUGGCAAAUGGGACGACCGAGAUGCUUGUUGGCAGACGAAGCGAAAGAGAAUGCAAUGGUCGAAGGCGCGAAGAACCGGUGCUGGCGAGGGGAGGAAAGGAGACAAAGCAAAGAUGCACCGGAAAGGAUUCGCACAAACGACGCUGGUGGAUGUGAAGAAGGAGAGGAAGUGUGUCGACUGGCGAAAGGGCGUCUGGGUAGGAAGAAGGUGGUGGAGGUUAGUGAGCGCUUGCAGCGAGAAGAGCGGGUUG